Molecule: messenger RNA, 3473 nt
Organism: Vanessa tameamea
Lineage: Eukaryota; Metazoa; Arthropoda; Insecta; Lepidoptera; Nymphalidae
Gene: Dad
Product: mothers against decapentaplegic homolog 6
Exons: 5
Coding region: 144-1073 (309 amino acids)
Biological process (GO): transforming growth factor beta receptor signaling pathway; regulation of transcription by RNA polymerase II; SMAD protein signal transduction
Cellular component (GO): heteromeric SMAD protein complex
Molecular function (GO): I-SMAD binding; transcription regulator inhibitor activity
Source: RefSeq, a predicted model, not a curated record
CGGCGCUCGUCCCGCGUCCGCGACCGCGGCCCGGCGGGCGGCAGUCGAGAGGCCGCACGCGGCGAGUGAUGUCGUGUCGGCAGUGCAGCUGUAGCGCGUGGCGCGGGCGACCGCGAGACUCGUGACGCCGGCGGCGGCAUGUGAUGUUCCGGAGACGCGCGUUGCGGCGGCGGCUGGCGGCGGGCGGCGCGCCGUCCGUGCCUGACGAUCAGCUGCGGAGGCUGGCGCGCGCGCUGGACGCGGGGCCCGCCGGCGCGCCCUGCGUGCCCGGGCCCUCGGGCCCCGCGUUGCGCCUCGCCGUCACCCGAGCCUUCCGCUUCCCAGACCUGCGAGACCUCACCGAGCUUCGCCGCCUGCCGCACUGUACGGACCACCAGUGCUGCAACCCCUACCACUUCAGCCGCCUCUGCGAACCCGAAACCCCUCCGCCUCCAUACAGUCGGAUCGCAAUGGACGACGUUAAGCCUAAAGAACAUGGCGAGAUUACAGAAGACGCGAGGAGGACGGACCAUGAGCGGCUAGCGACGGGUUCCCUCGCCACCGAUGGCGAAGAGCGUCAAAGCUGGGAAUCGGAGUGGUGUAGAUUAGCGUACUGGGAGCUCACUCAGAGGGUAGGCCGGCAAUUCAGUGUGCGCGUGCGCGCUGUCGAUGUGUUCGGCGGCACGUGCGCCGGCAGACACGGGCUCUGUCUUGACGCGCUCGACAGCAAGGAACCGCAAGUUGAACAGGUGCGGAAAACCCGAGCGAAGAUAGGCUUAGGCGUGACCCUGUCUCUGGAAACGGACGGGGUCUGGCUCUACAACCGAAGCCAAGAGCCCGUGUUCGUCAGUUCGCCGGCAUUGGACGCAGCAGCGGCGAAAGCCUUGCUAGUGUGGAGGGUCGCUCCAGGACAUUGCUUAUGCAUAUUCGACCCUUCAACCCCCCCGCCGCCCAUUUCGUUACCACACGUGGGCCCAGUCGACCCCAGGUCCGUGAGGAUAUCCUUCGCGAAAGGCUGGGGGCCAAAAUACUCGAGGCGGGACGUUACGGCCUGUCCGUGCUGGUUGGAAGUAUUGCUUGCACCUCCGAGCUGACGCUAAGACUUAACUAUUGGGUAUAUUAAAUCAGUGAAGUGCUUAAUAUGGAUAUGGACCAAAGUGUAAUGAACGUUAUAAGGAUUCUUAGGGAUCUUAGGAUUAACUUGAAGUUUAUUUACUCAGUUAGUGACGAGAAAAUUCUUGUUAAUUUUGGUGUCACUAAGUGAAAAAUCAACGGAAGUGGAGUAUGAGGCCCAGUACGGCGUAGUUGUCUAAAUUUUUGUUCAUGAUAAUACUUUAUAACUUUAUCAAAUCAACAUUAGUAUCAGCAGACACUGGAAUAUAUUUUUAUUUAUAGUAUACACAUGGAAAUUAUAAUUCCAAUAGACAAGUUUGUAAAACAAAAAUAAAAUGCAUUUGCGAAAUCUUUGACAAUAUAUUUACAGAAAAUAAUAGUGAAGAAAAUGACCAAAUUAUGUUUUUAACAAAAAAAAAUUCGUACUGGAUUAUUAUAUAACAAAAAUGUGUGAACAAUUAUUUUAUUUAUAAGUAAAUUGUCAAAUUUGUUCAUGUUUUUAAAAUGUCACUAGCAUAGUUGAUGUUGAUUUGAUUUCAUUUCAGUUCUCUAAAAAAUUACUUCAUUUAAACAUAGGUAAUGAAUUUUAAAUAUUAAAAGGGAAUUCAAAUUUAUGUUUUUAAUGUUUUGAAAAAAAAAAUUGUCGUUAAUAAUAAUUGUACAAUGAGAAACUUUUUUGAAGAUAUCAUUGUGACAUUACACAAUCUAUUGAUUAUCUGUGGUAGUGACAUUUAAAUUUGUCUAUAAAUUAAAAAAAAUUAAAGGCAGUUCGUUAUUGACUUUAAAUUUUCCGAUCAAAAUGGUGAUCGCUCCGUCGUAGUUCAUAUUGUGACAAACACGUCCAUAUCUUUUAACAGUUGUUUUAAAUUCUUGAAUGGAACCAUUGUCCAAUUUGUACAAUUUUAAAAUGUAUAAAUAUGUAUAAAACUCGGCUUUAAGUUACGCGAGACUGUGUAUAUAAAAGUUUAUUAUGUACUAUAAAUAUUUGUAAUUAACUAUUUAUAAUUAUAAAGUAUGCCUUACCUUUAGCGAGUAAUUAUUUAAGAAAUAAGUUUUCUUUGUUUUUUUUUUUUGUACAAAAUUUGACAUAAUUCGUAUCAAGUCGGAGUUUAAACGUGAAGAAGGCUGUGCGAUAAGCAUUUUAACCAAUUUCGGUAAAGGAAGGUUAUGAAUUAUCUCAAAACUCUGUGGGAGCAACGCCGAUCCAUAGAAUUGUUUAGUUAUUUAAAAGAUCUGCAAUUUGACGUGUAAAUGCGUAUGAAAAAAAAUGAUAGUGCAAUCGUGUUAAUUUCUUAUUUCGUUUUAUAGUUAGUAAUUAAAAAUAGAACCACACACAAACUUUGUGCCUUGCGUUGUAUUCAGAAUGUAUGAAUAUAAUCCAAAAUCUAUGUAGGGUAACUCAGUCAAUUUAACUGACCUAUACGAUUAAGUAAUUAAUUAUAUUAUACAUAUUAUGUUUUAAUAUUAAAGCUCGAAUUUAAGAAUGCUGCUUGGACAAAGCGAUUGGAGUUGACAAUAAGAUUUAAAGUCUAGUCUAUUAAUCGAUCUUGCUUUGUCUUACGCGUUGGGUGUAUCGGUGAAUAGGAAAGGCCAGUUUUCAGAAUUAUGACCCACUCAAACUACAUAUUUAAAUGUAUUUUUUUUAAUUUUGUUGUGAUAAUAUCAUAAUCGAAUGUCACACAACAUUCUGUUUACUAUUUUAAUUGUUAUUAAUUUAUCAAUUUUGUAGAUAAAACUCAUGUUAUCAAACAAGCUUUUUAAGAUUUUUUUUAUUUAGAUAAAUUAAAAAUCAAUUUAUGUAUAACACAAAAAUUAGCUUUUAUAUAAUUGUUACAGAGAUCAACAAAUUUAGAUUCACAAUUAUUUAUUUUAUUAAAUAUUAGAAAUAAUUACGAUGUAAAAUAUAGUUAACUGGUCUAAAUAUAAUAAUUAUGUAUUCAGCACAAGUGCCUCACCCAGCAUAAUCCGUCACAGAUAAUAUAAGUAAUAAAAGUACAUAUUUAUUUAAUGUAAACGCUGUUUAGUCAUUACAUUAGACUGAUAUAACGCCUUAAUAAAAUAAGGGAGAGCAUUUUUAACGAUAUGUUAUUGAGAAAAAAAUUCACGGACGUUUUAAUUAUUUUUAAUCUGUAUAAAAACUUUUGUACGUAUUUUUAAUCUAUUAAUUGACUAUUGACCUAAGAGUUUUAUGUACAUUUCAACAACCUAAAUUAUUUUAUAAAUGUAUUGUUAAAAAUGCAUUCUCAGCUAUAUAUAAAGUAAAAUAUUGUAAAUAGGGACAGUACUCCAUGAUUCGCCGAUUUACUGUUAAGUUGUGAGUCUGACUGAGAUGAAUGAGAUUAGAAUACGAUAAAUUAUAAUAAAGAAAGGGAAUAUUUUUA